AUGGAAAAUAUACUGUUCUGGCUGAUCUUUUCUACUCCUGUGUGGACCAUCAUUGAUGGCUCUGAAACGGAAGAGGAUUUUACCUGGCACUUAAGAAAAAUACCUCGGUUAGUUGGUGAAAGGACCUUGUAUCUUUCCAGCCCCAAAUAUGAAGCAGAUGCCAAACUGGUGCUAAACAGAGUAUGUGGCAUUGAAUGCCAAAAGGAACUACCAGUGCCAAGUCUUUCUGAGCUAGAGGAGUCCCUCUCCUAUGAGACUGUCUUUGAGAACGGUACUCGAACCUUGACGCAAGUGAAUGUCCAAGGAUUGAUACUUGAGCCUACUCAGAACACUACAAGAAAAAUAACACCCAGGAGAAAGCGGCAGGUAUAUGGCAUCGAUAGCCGCUUCAGCAUCUUAGACAAGCGAUUUGUAACCAAUUUCCCUUUCAGUACAGCAGUGAAGCUCUCCACAGGCUGUAGUGGUAUUCUUGUUUCCCCUAACCAUGUCUUAACUGCAGCUCACUGUAUUCAUGAUGGACAGGAUUAUGUCAAAGGGGGCAAAAAACUAAGGGUGGGAUUGCUUAAGAUGAGGUCUAAGAGGAAUGGCAAGAAACCUAGAGGUUCUAAGAGGAGUCGACGAGAAGCUGAGUAUGGAGAUCCAAAACAGGGUGCCCAAGAGGAACUGAAUAGGAGAUCCAAAGGAAGGAGAAGAAAGAAAGAAUCAGGAAGGGGUCAGAGAGGCUCUGAGGGGAACCCCUCUUUUCAGUGGACCAGGGUGAAGACAACUCACAUUCCCAAAGGCUGGGUUAGAGGAGGGAGUGGAAAUGUUGCUCUGGAUUAUGAUUAUGCUCUUCUUGAGCUGAAACGUCCCCACAAAAAGAAAUUUAUGGAGUUGGGUGUCAGCCCAGCCAUCAAGAAGAUGCCUGGCAACAUGAUUCAUUUCUCAGGUUUUGACAGUGAUCGAUCUGGGCAGCUGGUCUACCGAUUUUGUAGUGUGUCAGAUGAAUCCAACGACCUCUUCUACCAGUACUGUGAUGCGGAGCCUGGCUCUACAGGUUCUGGGGUUUAUCUCCGCCUAAAGGACCCUGAAAAGAAGAAGUGGAAGCGUAAGAUCAUAGCCAUCUAUUCGGGCCACCAGCAGAUGGACGUCGAUGGAGUCCAGAAGGACUAUAAUGUUGCUGUACGUAUCACUCCUCUCAAGUAUGCACAGAUUUGCCUGUGGAUCCAUGGAAAUGAUGCUGAUUGUACUUACGGUUAA
Molecule: messenger RNA, 1239 nt
Organism: Gracilinanus agilis (Agile Gracile Mouse Opossum)
Lineage: Eukaryota; Metazoa; Chordata; Mammalia; Didelphimorphia; Didelphidae
Gene: PRSS35
Product: serine protease 35
Exons: 1
Coding region: 1-1239 (412 amino acids)
Biological process (GO): proteolysis
Molecular function (GO): serine-type endopeptidase activity
Source: RefSeq, a predicted model, not a curated record